AUGAGGAACGCCAGUGCUGUCUCCGAGUUUGUCCUCCUUGGGCUGACUGCUGACCCCCAGGUCCAAGCUGCACUCUUCGUGUUGUUCCUUGUGGUCUACCUUCUGACGCUCACAGGGAACUCCACGAUGCUGCUGCUGGUGAUGUCUGAUGCUCAUCUCCAUUCACCCAUGUACUUCUUCCUAGCUCACCUCUCUUUCCUUGAUGUUUGGUAUUCAUCAGUUUCUGUGCCCAAGAUGCUGGAAAACCUCAUGUCUAAGACAAAAACAAUCCCUGUGGGGAGCUGUCUGACUCAGGCUUUCUUUGUGUUCGCCACUGGGGGCACCGAGGCCUUCCUUCUUGCAGUCAUGGCCUAUGACCGCUAUGUAGCCAUCUGCCACCCUCUGCUCUAUGGCCAGAUGAUGAGCAGCCGGCUCUGUGUGGGGCUUGUGUGGGGCUCUUGGGGCGUGGCCUUACUGAAUGCACUCAUGAACACCCUCCUGGCUGUGAAUUUGAAGUUCUGUGACUACAGAACCAUCCAUCACUAUACCUGUGAGCUUCCUUCUCUCUUCCUUAUCUCCUGCUCUGAUGUCUCCACCAAUAUUACUGUCAUGCUCUGGUCUUUUGUUAUACAUGCCUUUGUAACGUUUCUUCUCAUUUUAUCUUCCUAUGCAUGCAUAGUCUCCACCAUUCUUAGCAUCAGUUCCACUACUGGCCGAAGCAAAGCCUUCUCUACCUGCUCCUCCCACCUCAUUGUAGUGAUCUUGUAUUUUGGUUCAGCCAGCCUACGCUAUCUCAUGCCAACCUCAGGUUCUCCCUUGGAAUUAAUAUUCUCUUUGCAAUACAGUGUGAUCACUCCCAUGAUGAAUCCCCUCAUCUACAGCCUGAAGAACAAAGAGGUGAAGGCAGCUGUAAAAAAAAUGUUUGGAAAAUACUGCUAA
Molecule: messenger RNA, 918 nt
Organism: Jaculus jaculus (lesser Egyptian jerboa)
Lineage: Eukaryota; Metazoa; Chordata; Mammalia; Rodentia; Dipodidae
Product: olfactory receptor 8S1-like
Exons: 1
Coding region: 1-918 (305 amino acids)
Biological process (GO): G protein-coupled receptor signaling pathway
Cellular component (GO): membrane
Molecular function (GO): G protein-coupled receptor activity; olfactory receptor activity
Source: RefSeq, a predicted model, not a curated record